UUUAUUUCUACUGGCGUAACGAAUGUCAAUGUGUUGUAAUUUGUGCAAUAUAUAUGUGCAUUGAUUUGUAAAAUAAUUUUCUAUACUGCGAAUUUAUUAUCUUUAAUCUCUUCUCCUUCGUAAUUGUCAUUCGUUAUUGAGUGAAAGCAAUUAAAAAACAACAUUUUAUACCAUCAAAUAUGAAUGAAAGUCUAAUCAAAGAAAUACACUAUUUAACGAGUUUAAUAGAAAAUCAUAAGAAAAAAUUGCCAGAGAAGUCACAUUGUGUUGAAAAACCUAUCAUAAAUCAAACUUUAAAUUCUGCAAAAUCUGGGAUGUAUAUAAAUUUGUUUCAAAAAUCUCAACAAUCGAAAACAUCUACUACAGCAUGUAACAUGUUGACAAGUACUAAUGUAUAUAUUAAUCCAAACUUUAAACACCAAAAUUCUGCAAUAUAUAUUAAUCCAAAAUUACACAAAAAAUCUUUGGUACAUGUUAAUCCAAAAAUGAUGAAAAAUGUUAUCAAUUCUAAUGAAGAUGUCCAAAGUAAUUCUGUAAAUAUAACUACAAAUUCUAUUCAAAAAUCAGUGCAUGUUAAUCCAAAAUUAAUGAAAAAAUUGUCUUCCUCUGUACAAUCUAAACCAGCAGAACAUAAAGAAAUAAUUGUACAAAAUAUUACUUAUCCUACUUGUUCAAGAUUAAAACUUGUUAAGAGUACAAAUUCUCCAAAGGUUAUUCAUAAUCAAAAGAAAGUAAACAAUUCUGGUAUUGUAGCUUUAUCAGAAAGAAAACUUUUGCGUGUAAAGCGAGGAUUAAGAAAAUCCUUUAAUACUUCUCAAGUUGAACUUUAUAAGAUUAAAAGACCUUCAAAUCCUUUAGUAAAAAAUGUUAAACCUAUACCUCAAAAAUUUAUGAAAACCAAGAUAAUAAAUUCUUUGCAACAGUCAAUUAAUAAAAAUAAUAUUGUAAAAUCACCAGUUAUGAAACCAAAAAUAAACAAAUACAGAAUAGAUCGAACUGUAUCAAAAACAACAAAUGCAAAAGAACGUAUAAAUCUUAUUCAAAAAAAAACUAUAAAUAAUAAAAUGGAACUAAUUACAAUUGGUGGAAUUGUUUAUAAAUCUUCCAAGAAUCAUUUAGUACGUAAAAGUUAUGGAGUGAAAAAAAAACGAGUAAUAAAUCUUAAAGACAAAUUUAUUAUAACUACUAAUGGAAAAAAAUUAUGUAGAGUAAAAUCUUUAAAAGAAGCUUUAGGCAGUUCAAGUACAAAAAUAUUAAAUACAACAAAUGUAAUUAAAUCUUCAUUUAAUAUGUCGCAAAAAAUAAAUUAUAAAAAUAAUAUAAGCAAUAAAGUCAAACAAAAAAGUAUACAAAUAUUACGAAACAAAAUGCAAAAAAAUAACCAACCAUGUUUAAUAUUCCAAAGAUUUGGAUAUUGUUCAAAUCAUGAAAAGGGAAUUUGUGUAAAACUUCAUGAUAAAAAACAAAUUUCUUUGUGUAAGAAAUUUCUUCAAGGAAAUUGUUUAUUGGAUAAAUGUCCGUUAUCUCAUGAUAUUGGUCCAGAAAAAAUGCCAACUUGCAAGUACUUCUUAGAAGGUUGUUGUACCCGGGAUGCUUGUCCUUAUCGUCAUAUCAAAGUUUCUUCCAGUACUCCAAUUUGCAUAGAUUUCUUACAAGGAUACUGUGCCAAAGGUAGUGAGUGUAAGCAGCGUCAUGAAAAUCUGUGUCCCGAGUUUGAGAAAACCAAAAAAUGCAGUAAAGGUAAGCAUUGUCCUUAUCCACAUAAAACACAAUCCUCUUCUAAGAAACAAAGCCAUUUAAAAAGAAAGUACAGUACGCAUUGCAAUCAAGCAGUAGUUCCUGUUACAAAAAAUACUUCAUCUUAUAGUACUGAAAACAGGCUUAGAUAUUAUGAACAAGCAGACGUUCUAAAUAAAUCUCUUGAUAAAAAAAGAGAAAAUGUUAUGAAAAAAAUUAAACUUAUGAAAAAUGUAGAAUCAGCAAUUCAUUCUAAUACAUCAGUUGAAAUAUGUGAUAAUACAAAUUCAGAAAUAAAUGAAAAUAGUAAUGAAUCAGAAGUUAUUUCUGAUUCAACAGUAUUAAGACGUCCUCCAAUUGGUGUUCUACCUGCUUAUAUACCUAUUGAUUAAUGCAAAUUAGUAUAAUUAUUAAUAACAUUGUUUUGAUACUUUUUAAAGUCUGCCUUAGCAUCUAUUAAUUUCAAACAACAUAUCAUAUUGUGUAAUUUGAUAAGAAAAUUUGUUUUGACAAUUGAUGA
Frieseomelitta varia is the source of this 2257-nucleotide messenger RNA. RefSeq names its product zinc finger CCCH domain-containing protein 3 (gene ZC3H3). The transcript is spliced from 7 exons. The record is from RefSeq and is a predicted model, not a curated record. Bases 180 to 2129 code for a protein of 649 amino acids. Gene Ontology annotation, molecular function: metal ion binding. Lineage: Eukaryota; Metazoa; Arthropoda; Insecta; Hymenoptera; Apidae. Gene Ontology annotation, cellular component: nucleus.